Penicillium canariense is the source of this 1104-nucleotide messenger RNA. Its product is annotated as zinc-dependent alcohol dehydrogenase. Gene Ontology annotation, molecular function: oxidoreductase activity. The transcript has 4 exons. Bases 1 to 1104 code for a protein of 367 amino acids. Lineage: Eukaryota; Fungi; Ascomycota; Eurotiomycetes; Eurotiales; Aspergillaceae. The record is from RefSeq and is a predicted model, not a curated record.
AUGGCGACUCCCGAGAUCCCUAAAAAGCAAAAGGCCGUCAUCUAUGACCAGCCGGGCACAGUCUCCACCAAGGUGGUAGAGAUCGAUGUGCCGGAACCCGGUGCCGGGGAGGUUCUUAUAAAUCUGACGCACUCUGGCGUGUGCCACUCUGACUAUGGCAUAAUGACAAAUACAUGGAAAACGCUCCCCUUCCCAACUCAGCCGGGUCAGGUUGGAGGACACGAGGGUGUUGGCAAGAUUGUCAAACUCGGUGCGGGCACCGAGACCUCUGGUCUGAAGGUGGGCGAUCGAGUCGGUAUCAAAUGGGUCUCCAGUGCUUGCGGGAACUGCCAGCCCUGCCAGGCGGGAUCGGAUGGGCUGUGCUUUAACCAGAAAGUCUCUGGCUAUUAUACACCAGGAACAUUCCAGCAGUACGCGCUGGGACCCGCCAACUAUGUGACUCCGAUUCCCGACGGGGUGGACGACGCCGAGGCAGCCCCCAUGCUCUGUGCUGGUGUGACGGUCUACUCGGCUCUGAAGCGCAGUAACGCACGUCCCGGCCAGUGGGUGGUGAUCUCUGGUGCAGGAGGCGGUCUAGGCCACAUUGCAGUGCAGCUAGCCAGCAAGGGCAUGGGUCUUCGCGUGAUUGGGAUCGACCACGGUAGCAAGGCAGACCUCGUCAAGCAGUCUGGGGCUGAGCACUUCGUCGACAUUACCCAGUUCCCCAAGGACGACAACGGUGCAGCCUUGCAGAAGCACGUCCAGUCGUUGACUGAUGGACUGGGUGCUCAUGCAGUCGUUGUCUGUACGGCUGCGAACGCCGCGUAUGCACAGGCUCUGCCGCUGCUACGCUUCAAUGGUACCCUGGUCUGCGUCGGAAUCCCGGAGCAUGAACCUCAGGCGAUUGCGACCGCGUUCCCAGGAUCAUUCAUUACUAAGCACUACACAGUGACCGGCUCGGCGGUAGGAAAUCGCACUGAAGCGAUUGAGACGUUGCAGUUUGCUGCUCGUGGCAUCCUCAAGGCUCAUUAUCGCGUCGAGAAGAUGGAUGGUCUGACGUCAGUGUUCCAGGAGAUGGCUGAAGGGAAGUUACAGGGCCGUGUGGUGCUGGAUCUGUCCGAUUAG